This is a messenger RNA of Sinocyclocheilus grahami, 1462 nucleotides long. It is a transcript of the gene dus3l, whose product is annotated as dihydrouridine synthase 3-like (S. cerevisiae). NCBI's taxonomy places the organism in Eukaryota, Metazoa, Chordata, Actinopteri, Cypriniformes, Cyprinidae. The record is from RefSeq and is a predicted model, not a curated record. Gene Ontology annotation, biological process: tRNA processing. The transcript has 10 exons. Bases 128 to 1462 code for a protein of 444 amino acids. Gene Ontology annotation, molecular function: tRNA dihydrouridine synthase activity; RNA binding; metal ion binding.
GUCACGGGUCGUGUUGAAGCGGAACUGCUCUGCUUGUGCUCGUGUUUCCGGUCGGACGCAUUAGAGCGUCGCGCAGCCGCGGGUCACACGUGCGGGCAGAAGCUUCGCUGGCAGGUUUGUGUUGAGGAUGGAGUCGGCUGUGGAGGUGCAGAGAGGCGCUGCUGCUAUUAAAGAGCAGUUCCUCACCACUAAAGAGAAGUUCCACGAGUUUCUAGCGUCGGGCCGGCCGCGUCAGAGCACAGAUGAAGCAGACGGAGACUCGGAGGAACCCUCGGGGGAACCGGAGCAGAAGAGAGUCAGACUGGACAGUGACGGAGAUGAGAAGAAGAAGAAGAAGAAGAGAGGACAGAAUAAAUCCAGACCUCACGUCAAACCUCAGAGCUAUGAAGACAGACGACUGUGUCCCUCCAUCGUUCAGGAGCGAGACACGAAGUGCUUCUACGGUGAGAAGUGCCGCUUCCUCCACGACGUGAGCGAGUACAUGUCCACUAAAGCGGCGGAUCUGAGCGAUCAGUGCUACCUGUUCAACAGCUUCGGCUGGUGUCAGUACGGCGUCACCUGCAGGUUCGCUAAAGCGCACACGAGCCCCGAGCUGAAGAACCUGAGGAACCAGGAUUUCUGCAGACGCUCUGCAGUCACCGUCAGAAACCUGCUGGACAAAGAGCUGCAGAGACGCCUGCGGAAGAAGCAGGAGAGGUUCCCCGGAGCCGAGGCGUACCUGAAGACCGUCAGCCGUGGAGAGAAACCUGCAUCGAACCAGGAGGAGAAUCUGAGCGGAGCCGGACACACACAGUUGCUGCAGUUGGAAGGCUGUUUUCCAGACACCAUGACCCGAUGUGCCGAGCUGCUCAAUCUAAACAUCGAUGUGGAUUUUGUGGAUAUAAACUCCGGCUGCCCCAUCGACCUCGUUUACAAGAAGGGUGGCGGGUGUGGCCUCAUGACACGAACCAGCAAAUUUGAACAGAUCGUGAGGGGAAUGAACUCUGUGCUAGACGUUCCUCUGACGGUUAAGAUCCGUACCGGAGUCCAGCAGAACUGCAGCAUCGCACACAAGCUGAUCCCAGAGAUGAAGAAGUGGGGCGUCUCGCUCAUCACGUUGCACGGCAGAUCACGCGAACAGCGUUACACGAAGUCGGCUGACUGGGAAUACAUCGACACCUGCUCAAAACUGGCCGCUCCCGUACCACUGUUCGGUAACGGAGAUAUCCUGUCGUAUGAAGACGCCAUGAAGGCCAGAGAGACUGGAGUGUCUGGGAUCAUGGUGGCCAGGGGUGCGCUGAUCAAGCCGUGGCUCUUCACUGAGAUCAAGGAGAACAGACACUGGGACAUUUCCUCCGGGGAGCGUCUGGACAUCCUGCGCGACUUCACCAACUACGGCCUCGAGCACUGGGGCUCCGACACGCAGGGCGUCGAGAAGACGCGCAGCUUCCUGUUGGAGUGGCUCUCCUUCCUGUGCAGGUGA